Messenger RNA from Drosophila erecta, 657 nucleotides. Its product is annotated as GTP-binding nuclear protein GSP1/Ran. Lineage: Eukaryota; Metazoa; Arthropoda; Insecta; Diptera; Drosophilidae. The transcript has a single exon. Gene Ontology annotation, molecular function: GTPase activity; GTP binding. The record is from RefSeq and is a predicted model, not a curated record. Bases 80 to 649 code for a protein of 189 amino acids. Gene Ontology annotation, biological process: protein import into nucleus; ribosomal subunit export from nucleus. Gene Ontology annotation, cellular component: nucleus; cytoplasm.
UUUGCAUUUCAGAACAGCAGACCCUUGAUCCAAAAACAGAACAAGUUACAAUAUGAACAUACUUUCCUGAACACAUAAGAUGAAAGGAUAUAAACUAGUACUUCUAGGCGACGCGCAGGUCGGAAAGACGGCAUUGAUAAACCGCCUUUUACAUGGAAGGCGUCUGGAGAAGUAUGAGCCCACAGAGGGGGUGGAUCUGACCCCCGUGGCCAUUCAAACCAACCACGGAAGUAUCCGCUUUAUCGUAUGGGACACCGCUGGCCAGCAGGAGUUGGGUGGCCUGCGCGAUGGCUACUACAUCGACGCCCAAUGUGCCAUCAUUAUGAUCGACGUCACCUUGCCCUAUUCCUCCUAUAUGAACUGGCACCGCGACCUGGUGCGCGUCUGCAGUAAAAUCCCGGUGGUAAUCUGCGGCAACAAGAAUGAGCUAAGAACGGAGCGCACGGAGCGCACGGGGUGCACACUGCAGGCAGCAUUUGGGCGGAUGAACCUGGUCUACUACGACAUUUCGCUAAAGUUUAAAAAUAACCUGGAGAAGCCAUUCCUGUAUCUGGCGCGUCAGCUAACUGGCAAUCAAAAGUUGAAGCUGGCUAUGUUGCCAAAAGCCCCCAGCUUAAUUAGAUUAACGGAGGAAGAAAACGAGUGUUAACACCUUUA